Rhineura floridana is the source of this 1277-nucleotide messenger RNA. It is a transcript of the gene TMEM61, whose product is annotated as transmembrane protein 61. The record is from RefSeq and is a predicted model, not a curated record. The transcript has 5 exons. NCBI's taxonomy places the organism in Eukaryota, Metazoa, Chordata, Lepidosauria, Squamata, Rhineuridae. The coding region runs from base 500 to 1141 and encodes 213 amino acids.
UCCCGCCCUUCUCUAAUCUCCAAGGCUGUUUUACGGAAAUUCUCACCUUUGUCCGCUGGAGGACGCUGCUGUUAAACCAAAGUUUGCUGUGGGGACUGGCUCUACUGGCUAGGACCUGUACUUGCAAGUCUGCAUUCUUUGGAAGCUGAGCUGCUUGCUCUGUGGUGUUCUCUGCUGCCCUUGAGAGUCGCUUGUUCACGUAUACGCUGGCUGCCUUUUAAGUACAUUUGGAACACAUGAAGCUGCCUGUCACUAGCUGGUUUACAAGCCGAGGCUGCAAGGCAUCCGGCUGGCCACAGUUCAAGAUGUUGGACUAGAUAGGCCUUUGGCCUGAUGAUCCAGCAGCGUUCUUCAUAGGACUUCAUAUAUCAUAGUUCCCUAGGAUACAAACCUAGACAUUAAAGCCUCACAUUAAUUGCUACGGCAAGCAUGAGUCACGACAUGAGACCUAUUUCCUGAUAAAAACAUUUGAUGACCUGUAUAGGCUUCUGCCUUUAAAAUGGCAACUAUUUAUUUGCGUCAUGGAGUAACCAUCACUGGAGCUAUCCUAUUGGUGACAGGGACACUAUGUUUUGCUUGGUGGAGUGAUGGCGAGAUGGGGGCCACCACAUCUAGCAGUGAACGAAAGAUCAUGCUGCAUGGAGAAGCCGGACCAGUGACAAGCUCUUCCUCAUCUAAUGCAGUGCUGAGGUCCAUUAGCUUCUUCUGCUGUGGAAUUGGUGGAGUCCUUCUCCUUUUUGGCCUUCUGUGGUCAGCCAAUGCUGGAAUAGUUUCUCGUCACUAUCAGUACCAUUUUUCCAGAGACCUUCAUUACUCCACCGUUGAGCCUCUUGAAAAACAGACCUGCAGCACUUGGGAGGCUAGCACCGUUCCCACCUAUGAAGAAGCUUUGAAUUGUCAGCCUGCUGAAAGUGCCCCAGACUACAUAGAGUCCAACAGUUUGAAGGAAAACAGGCCCCCCUUGUAUCAAGUGGUGGAUGAAAACAACACAUGGCAUGGUGGCCGUAGACGCAGUUCCUCUGAUAGCGUUUUGUUCCUGAAUAUUGUACCGAUGCUAGAAUCGGCAUCGUGGGAUGAAGCAAGCAUUGUCUGUGACACUCCACCACCUAGUUAUGAGAGUAUUAACUUACAUGAUGGAUGAUCUAGGGAUCUGGUUCAUCGCUACUUGGGAAUCUCUAGAUUGUUGUUCAGCUGACACCUAUAUUUUUUGUAAAUUGAUUAAUUGUGGUGAGGUGGAAUGGAAAGGGGGUAAAUAGCUAUUAAAAUAUGAACAACUA